CAGCGCCUCACACAUGAACCAUGUUCCUUCCUACACUUGGGGGCGAUCAGGUGAGCUGUCUUCUCUCAUGCUCUUCUGCAGCUUUUGCACUCUUUUACAUCCCACCCAAAACAGCAGUGAUCCACGGCUCAGGGGCUUGGCUUGAAACCGGGGUGGAGCAAACGUGUCGGAUUGAAACUAGAGGCCUUGCUCAGACCACUUCUUCUCCACAAGGGACCAGCACCCUACUGCUGUUGCUGUAUUCUCCCGUGCGGGACGUUGUGAACUCGAAACAUAUUCAUCCCACGUAUGGCCAUGAAGAGCCGUUCUCGGACUAAUCUCCGUGGUGGAUGUGGCCCCUUUCAUUCUAGAACUCCUACAGCUGUCGAGCGACAUCAUCCUAUAAAGCCUGUUGUCUGUCGCUCGUUUUAAUCGCUCAGUAACCUCGUGCAACCCUGCCAGCCACCACCUCAAAUCAUCCUACUCACCUCUCGUCACAAUGCUUCGUCUCGAAACCCUCGCUGCCCUCGCCGUCCUCGGCCUGGCCAACGCUCAGUCUACCGUUGGCUUCGGUCCCUACUUCAGCCUGGGUCCUACUCAGAGCUGGAUCCGCGAGGCCACGACCACUCUUGUGCUCCCCGAAGUUCCCAGCCCCGUCGCGGACCGUCUCGCCCUGUGGCCCGGCAUGGGCACCAGCGGCGGUGAUCUGAUCCAGGCGCUUGCUGUUUCUUUCUCCGACCCCAAUGC
Aspergillus brunneoviolaceus CBS 621.78 is the source of this 726-nucleotide messenger RNA. RefSeq lists its product as uncharacterized. The coding region runs from base 21 to 317 and encodes 98 amino acids. The transcript has 2 exons. The record is from RefSeq and is a predicted model, not a curated record. NCBI's taxonomy places the organism in Eukaryota, Fungi, Ascomycota, Eurotiomycetes, Eurotiales, Aspergillaceae.